This is a messenger RNA of Nerophis lumbriciformis (worm pipefish), 2427 nucleotides long. RefSeq names its product N-acetylated alpha-linked acidic dipeptidase like 1 (gene naaladl1). Lineage: Eukaryota; Metazoa; Chordata; Actinopteri; Syngnathiformes; Syngnathidae. Gene Ontology annotation, molecular function: carboxypeptidase activity. The record is from RefSeq and is a predicted model, not a curated record.
UUCUCCCCGUCCACGUUGGUUCCGGGAGGAAUUAGCAGGAACAUGAUCAAGAAAGUGUUGGCCGGACUGUUGUGUGGCGUCGCCCUGCUGACCGCCGGCAUCCUGAUCGGACACUACGGCAUCGAGAAGAGCGGCGGCUCCACGUCUGCGUCCUGGGUGAACGACGUGGGCCGAGAUGUGGAUGAGAAGAUGCUGGAGGAGUUCUUGUCCCAGGUGGACAACAUCCACAUCCAGGAGAACCUCAGGGCGCUGACCAAAGUGCCGCACAUGGCGACCACGGCGGGAGACGAGCAAACAGUCCAGUUGAUGCUGAAAAGAUGGCAGGACCCUGACAGUGGUCUGGACCAGGCCUGGAGGGAGGAGUACAUGGUCUAUCUGUCCUUCCCUGAUCCUGACAAACCAAACCAGGUCACCGUGGUGAACGCCUCCAACAGCGCCCUGCACACGGCCAGAGAGAAGGAGAAGGCUUACACUGCGGACCAAAACCAUCCUGAUGUGGUUCAACCUUACGCCGCUUACUCGCCUGCUGGGCACGCUCGGGGAAAACUGGUGUACGCCAACUAUGGGAGAGUAGGCGACUACAAGCUACUGAGCCAGAAUGUGGACCUCAAAGGCACCAUCGCCAUCACAAGAUAUGGCGGCGCGGGAAGAGCAGACAAAGCCAUCAAUGCGGCCCCUCAUGGUGUCAUUGGCGUGCUGGUCUACACUGACCCCGGGGACAUCAACGAUGGUUUCAUGUCGGACAUCAAUGAGACGUACCCACAUUCCUGGUACAUGCCGCCUUCUGGCGCCGAGAGAGGCUCGUUUAAUACUCAUUAUGGCGACAUGCUCACCCCCUAUUUUGCUGCCAAAGAGGACACAUACAGACUUCCGGUGGAGAACAUCACAGGGAUCCCGCCCAUUCCUAUUCAGCCAAUCGGCUUUGAGGAUGCCUACGCGCUAAUCUGUGAGCUGGAUGGAGGACCAGCGCCACAAGACUGGCAGGGAAGUUUCAACUGCACCUACAACUUGGGGGGUCCUGGGUUUAGACCCACGUCUGCCUUUGCCAACAGUGAUGUGAAGUUGGACGUCUACAACUAUGAGGAGGUGAAGAACUCCUCCAACGUGAUGGGCGUCAUCAGGGGCAGCGUGGAGCCUGAUCGAUACGUGAUCUAUGGGAAUCACCGAGACAGCUGGGUGCACGGCGCCAUCGACCCGAGCAGCGGCACGUCUGUCAUGCUGGAACUAAGUCGGGUUCUUGGCCAGAAGGUGAAGCGAGGAACAUGGAGGCCUCGCAGGUCCAUUAUAUUCGGGAGCUGGGGAGCCGAGGAGUUUGGCCUCAUCGGCUCGGCAGAAUACACGGAGCAAUACUUCACCAAGCUCAGUGAACGCACCGUGGCCUACAUCAACGUGGACAUCGCCGUUUUAGCCAAUGCUUUUCUGCGGGCGUCGGGAAUGCCGUCGUUACAGAAGGUCAUCUUCACAGCUGCUAAGCAGGUCAAGGCUCCUGGUCAGGACUCAAUGUCCGUGUACGACAAGUGGAUCCAGUAUGCCAACAGAACCAGUCCCGUUCACGGACCCAUUCCUAGAGUCGGCUACCUGACAGGAGCAGGAAGUGACUACGCUCCUUUUGUCCAUCACCUGGGGAUCACGUCCUUGGACCUUUCCUACACUUAUGACAGGACAAAAACCAAGGCUAGGAUUUACCCUGCGUACCACACAGCGUACGACACUUUUGACUACGCCUCAAGAUUCAUCGAUCCUGGGUUCUACGCCCACCAGGCCGUGGGCAGAACUGCAGGCAGCAUCUUGGUGCGCCUGGCCGACAGUCUGCUGCUGCCCUUCAGCUGCAGCGACUAUGCUGAGAGUCUGGAGGACUACCUGCACGUGGGGCUGGACUUGUAUGAGGAAAAACUACACGCUCAGCAUAUCUCCACGGAUCCGCUAAAGAUAGCAGUGGCCAACUUCCGCAAGGCUGCAACGCAUUUAGAUCAAGUCAUCAGACGCUCUGACUUGGCUAAUGAAACGCCACUGAAGGUCCGGAGGAUCAAUGAUCAACUUAUGCUGCUGGACCGAGCCUUCUUGAACCCUCUGGCCUUCCCAAACAAAUAUGGUUACAGACAUGUCAUCUGGGCCUCGAGCGACAGCGGCGCGGCGACAUUCCCCGGUCUAAGCGACGCGUGCUCCAGAGCCAUGUCAUCAGACAAGCCCAGCGACUGGGCUGACGUCCAUUACCACGUGUCGGUGGUCAGCCAGGCCAUAGAGGGCGCCGCAUACAUGCUGCUGGACGUCAUAUAGACGAAGAAGAAGCAGCUCUGUACUGUAAAUGCACCGUAAUCACUUCAACCACUUCCUGUAUGAUGUCAUGUGACAGGAAAAGAGAUUUUCUACUAGAACUACCCUAAUAAAAUGAUUUUAACAUUUCUUUCAAUAACUGUGGACAUGCAG